Clarias gariepinus (North African catfish) is the source of this 2104-nucleotide messenger RNA. RefSeq names its product guanylate cyclase activator 1C (gene guca1c). The coding region runs from base 1 to 585 and encodes 194 amino acids. NCBI's taxonomy places the organism in Eukaryota, Metazoa, Chordata, Actinopteri, Siluriformes, Clariidae. Gene Ontology annotation, molecular function: calcium ion binding; calcium sensitive guanylate cyclase activator activity. The transcript is spliced from 4 exons. The record is from RefSeq and is a predicted model, not a curated record.
AUGGGUGCUCAUGGAUCCAAUCUGGAUGAAAUCCUGGCUGAGGACAUGCACCACUGGUACAAUAAGUUCAUGAAGGAGUCUCCGUCUGGGCUCAUCACCCUGUUUGAGCUAAAGAACAUGUUACAGAUGCAGGGGAUGACCGAGGAGGCCAGCAGCUAUGUUGACCAGGUCUUCUUCACUUUUGACAUGGAUGAGGAUGGGUAUAUCGAUUUCGUCGAAUACAUAGCAGCUGUAAGUUUGCUACUGAAAGGCGAGAUCAACCAGAAACUGAAGUGGUACUUUAAACUUUUUGAUCAAGAUGGAAAUGGAAAAAUUGACAAAGAUGAGAUGGAGACUAUAUUCAAGGCUAUUCAGGAUAUAACUCGUAUCUAUGACGACCCUCCAGACGAGAUCGUGGCACUCAUUUAUGAAAGGAUUGACAUUAAUAAUGAAGGUGAGCUUACUUUAGAAGAGUUCAUCACUGGUGCUAAAGAGCACCCUGACAUCAUGGAGAUGCUCACCAAGAUGAUGGACCUCACUCAUGUGUUGGAGAUUAUAGUCAACGGACAGAAGAAGAUGGCUAAAGCCAAUGUGUGCGAUACCUAGUCAUGGACACAAGCCUUUCUGCCUUAUAAUAAUAUACAACCUUCAAUUGAAUAAAAAGUAGUGUAGGUGAUAGGGAGAGGGAAAUGUGGUGUCUAAGAUGCUUAUUCUUAUCCCAUGGUUGCAUUACGUUUACACUAAACCCAGGAAUGGAUCACAGAGUAUGUUAUCAUCCAUUCUAUACAAAUUGAUCACUAAUCGUGAGAUUAAACAACCCUGCUGAAAGGCACAAUGGUAGUGCAGGUAUUUGAACUCACAACCUCCCGAUCAGCGAUACAAUGUCUUACCCAUUGAGCUACCUCCGCCCGCGAGACCAUAAUAGCAGCAACACUGCAAGUCUUAGCUAAAUGGGAAGUGAGAAAGUGGACUUUGGAUUAUGGUCUACUUUGUUUGCUCUUUACUUAUAUGCACAUCAUGCAAAAGCAGGAGAGUGGGCCGCAUGUGCAUCUUUAAAGUUCCUCCUUUAAAGAGUAGUCUAAUUAAACUAGUCUAGUUUAAUAAAAACUAGUCUGCUAAACUACCCAAGAAGAAUUAAGAUACAUUAAGCUUGAGCCAUGCAUAACCAGUUUUAUACCUGCUUAUAGAAUUAUAAACCUUAUGAUAGCUGUCUCUGAUCAGUUAGGCUGAAUCUAAAAGAAGGGCUCUUUGCACAUCGUUCACGAGGUUCACAUGUGGCAUGAGUAAAUCACAUGGACAUUUUGUGGAAAGCUCUGUUUUAUCAAGAACCACGUUGUCAUCCAUGUGUAAUCAUAAAGGUCUAAGGCCGCACAUUUCACAUUAGCUAACCAUUUGUCUUUAGCUGAUAAUGCACGCGGGUGCCAGUUUUUAUGCUGGCAUUUCUGUAAAUCAAACAGUAAUAUUUCAGAACACCAAAAAGCAAAUAUCUUUCUAUCAUUGCAUGCAAUAUUAUUAAUGCCAAAAGUGAUUGCAUGGCAGAAUGAAAUCUACCAGUCUAGUCAGUAUCGACCUGCAAAGUGCUGUCAAAUUUAAUCCUAAUUAAACUUAAAUGUGCAGUAAAAUGCUAUACUUCAAAUCAAUUUGUGCAGAGCAUCAGAGCUAUAUUCAGUUACUGUGCACCUAUAAAGCGCAUCUAUACAGUACAGAUUAUAGAAUUGGUAAAAGGGCCAAAGAGUGUUUGGGACGUUACUGUGAAGGAGGUGUUUCAGACAUUACCCUCCUCUGAGACUUCAUUGAUGAUUGAACACACUUUUGAAUUAAACUUCACUGAAUAAGUAAUAAAGUUGUGGUGUUUAGCAAUGUCGUAUUGCAGCUCCAGGGUUGGGGGUUGAAAUUGCAGCUCUGGUCCAGUGUGUGUAGAGUUUACAUGAUCUCCCUGUGGGUUUCCUCCUAUAGUUCAAAGACAUGUACAAGUAGCCCAACCCAGGAGACUUGGGGCAUGAGGCAGGGUACACUCUGGACAGGGUGUCAAUCCAUAUCAGGGCACACACACAUACAGUACACACACUAUGGGCAAUUCGGGAGCACCAAUUAGCCUAAUGUGCGUGUCUUUGGACUGUGGGAG